UUGUAACAACUAAAGGAGAAGCGUCCACAGAGGCCAAGGAUAUGGGCCUGAUAUUCAUAGAGGCAACAGACAUAACAUCCAGCGAAGUAGUGGACAUGGCGUCUGGAAAAGCAGUAGACAUGACACCUGAAGAAAUAUCAGGCGUGAUUUUCAGAGAGGUAGAAAAUGUAACACUCGAAGGAGUGACAGACAUAACAACCGAAAA
This is a messenger RNA of Racocetra fulgida, 205 nucleotides long. NCBI's taxonomy places the organism in Eukaryota, Fungi, Glomeromycota, Glomeromycetes, Diversisporales, Gigasporaceae. The record is from the annotation of a GenBank genome assembly.